CUGAGGCGUCCGCUCCUCCCCCCGGCACCUGCAGCGGUGUCAGCCGAGAUGGAAAAGCGCAGCCAAGAUGCGGGAUCGCAGAAGCCCUCCGGCCUCCUGCUCUUCUCCGUCUUCACCGCCGUGCUGGGAUCCCUACAGUUUGGUUAUGGCACUGGAGUCAUCAACGCUCCCCAGGAGGUUAUCGAGAGACAUUAUGCUCAGGUUCUGCAUGUUGCCCAGAACGCGACUGGGGCUGGCAAUCUCACGCAAGGGGCCAACGCGCCGAAGGACCGCCUGGUGGUGGUUUACUGGACUCUCUCCGUCGCCAUCUUCUGCAUCGGGGGCAUGUUCUCAUCCUUCUUUGUUGGAUAUCUGGCGGACAGGCUGGGCAGACUGAAGGCGAUGAAGGUUCUCAACAUCCUGGCGAUAGCUGGUGCGCUACUGAUGGGAUUGGCCAAGAUGGGACCUGCGCACAUCCUGAUCAUCGUCGGCAGGGCCAUCACUGGCAUCUACUGUGGGCUGUUGUCCGGGCUGGUGCCCAUGUACAUCGGAGAGAUCUCGCCCACCAACUUACGUGGAGCGCUGGGUACAAUUCACCAGCUGGCCAUCGUUACCGGGAUCCUUCUGAGCCAGGUGAUCGGCCUGAGCUCCCUGUUGGGAAACGACCGGCUCUGGCCCUUGCUCCUCGGGCUGUCGGGAGCGCCCGCCAUCCUGCAGUCACUCCUCCUGCCCUUCUGCCCGGAGAGUCCGCGCUACCUCUACAUCAAGCUCGGCAAAGAAGAAGCAGCCAAGAAGGCCUUGCGCAGACUCCUUGGGAGCUCGGACAUAGAGAAGCAGAUGGCGGAGAUGAAGAAGGAGAAGGAGGAGAUUGAGAAGGUGCCGAAGGUCUCCAUCAGCCAGUUGUUCCGCUCGCCCAACUACCGACAACCCAUCACCGUCGCCCUGAUGCUGCACAUCUCCCAGCAGUUCUCUGGAAUCAACGCCAUCUUUUACUAUUCCACGGCCAUCUUCACCCAGGCCGGGAUCUCGCACCCAUCCUACGCCACUAUUGGAGUUGGUGUUGUGAACACAAUCUUCACCGUGGUCUCGGUUUUCCUGGUGGAACAUGUUGGUCGCCGCAGCCUGUUUAUCGUAGGCCUGGGCGGGAUGUGUGGCUGUGCCAUCCUCAUGACAUGUGGGCUGGCCUUGCAGUACACCUACACCUGGAUGAGUUACCUCAGCAUGUCGGCCAUCUUUAUGUUUGUGGCCUUCUUUGAGAUUGGGCCAGGCCCCAUCGCAUGGUUCAUUGCAGCAGAGCUCUUCAGCCAGGGCCCGCGGCCGGCCGCAGUCACCAUCGCAGGGUUCUGUAACUGGACCUGCAACUUCCUGGUGGGAAUGUGUUUUCCGUACAUCGAGGAGCUGUGUGGCCCAUACGUGUUUGUCAUCUUCGCCUGCCUGCUCCUGGGCUUCACCCUGUUCACCUACUUCAGAGUGCCGGAGACCAAGGGCAAGACCUUUGAGCAGAUUGCCGAGGGGUUCCGCCGCAAGAAGCCCUCGUCGCGACAGCUCAAACCCACUGCCACGGAGCUGGAACAUCUGGGCAGUACAGAGGCCUAACGGUGAGGAGGACGGAGAGGCCUCUUUGGCCUGCUCCGUGCACAGGAACUGGAGCGUGAGGCCCGGGUUCCCGUGGAGGCCAAGCAACCACCGAGCCAUUGUUUACAUUCUCCUCUGGGCCUGGGGGAGAAGCUGAACUAUCCUGCCUGCAUAAGCAAGAGUAAGGAGGGAGAAGGAUUAUCCAGUUUGUGAAGGAUUGUCGUGGACACUCGAUGUUCAAUGUCCCAAAGUUAGGACUUGCUUUAUCCUGGAACUGAAGUCAGAUCUUGGAACAUUGCUGCCUAAAAUAAUCUGUUGGUUUGUGUAUUCUUCAAACACCUUCACUUCUACACAUUGGAGAGAGGGAGGAGAUAGAGUUAAGCACAUUCUCAGGUCUUGGACAAUCUUGCUGCUGUUUUGUGUCAGUGUGAUGAUGGGAGCAUGAAAAGGCAAAGUAGUAAUGGGACUGACGCUACGCUAGGGCUGGAGAUUUCCCCCCCACCUCCGGUCAAAACUUGUGGUUUGGCUUCUGUCAAACUGUCACUCUGCAACACUCUGCAAGACCCCUUUGUUGAGGGGUCUGAAGAAGGGUCCCUACCUGAAACGUACCCCACCCAUCCUUUUUCUCCAGAGAUGCUGCCUGACCCGUCGAGUUACUCUAGCACUUUGUGUCUAUCUUCUGAAAGUCAGAGUCGUUUCAGUGUAGGUGGGGAGUUGAAGAUCAACUCCGACGUGUGUUGGGCCCCACAACUCACUUGCAUGGAAUGCAAAGCUUUGCACAGUACCUCCAUAAGACUUCUUAAACCAGAGGGUGGUAAAUCUGUGGGAUUCAUUGCCACAGACAUCGGUGGAGGCCAAGUCAAGUUUUAGGUGGAGAUUGACAGAUUGUUGAUUUGUAAUGGCAACAAAGGUUACAGGGAGAAGGCAGGAGAAUGGGAUUGAGAGGGAAAGAUAGAUCAGCCAUGAUCAAAUGGUGCAGUAGACUCAAUGGGCUGAAGGGCAUAAUUAGCGUCACAGAGUAAUACAGUGUGGAAACAGGCCCUUCAGCUCAUCACGCCGACCAACAUGUCCCAUCUAUACUAGUCCCACCUGCCCAUGUUUAGCGUAUUUCUUUAAACCCAUCCUAUUCAUAUAUGUGUCCAAAUGUUUCUAAAACGUUGUGAUAGUAUCUCCUCCGGCAGCUCGUCCCAUACACUCACCACACUUAGUGUAAAAAAAAAAAAAAAAAA
Messenger RNA from Leucoraja erinaceus (little skate), 2783 nucleotides. It is a transcript of the gene slc2a2, whose product is annotated as solute carrier family 2 member 2. The transcript has 11 exons. Gene Ontology annotation, biological process: monosaccharide transmembrane transport. The record is from RefSeq and is a predicted model, not a curated record. Gene Ontology annotation, cellular component: brush border; membrane. Gene Ontology annotation, molecular function: hexose transmembrane transporter activity. Lineage: Eukaryota; Metazoa; Chordata; Chondrichthyes; Rajiformes; Rajidae. The coding region runs from base 49 to 1575 and encodes 508 amino acids.